GCAGCGGCGGCCAUUACAGGGAGCGGAGCGAGGAGCGGCAGCGCUGCCGCAGCCGGAGCGCCCCGGGCCGCCCUCUCCCCGCGCCCGCCCGCCCGCCCUGACGCGUCGCGGCCGCCGCCGCUGUGGGGAGCGCGGAUCGCAGGGGCCCGCGGGGCGGUGCGGCAGCAGCAGCCGGUGAGGAGGAGGGGGAGAGCGGGAUGGAGGAGAAGGUCUUCACCAAGGAGCUCGACCAGUGGGUGGAGCAGCUCAACGAGUGCAAGCAGCUGUCCGAGGGGCAGGUGAAGAGCCUCUGCGAGAAGGCUAAAGAAAUUUUGACAAAAGAAUCCAACGUACAAGAAGUGCGAUGUCCAGUCACAGUCUGUGGAGAUGUCCAUGGACAAUUUCACGACCUCAUGGAACUUUUCAGAAUUGGAGGCAAAUCACCAGACACAAACUAUUUGUUUAUGGGGGACUAUGUUGACAGAGGAUAUUAUUCAGUCGAAACAGUCACAUUGCUUGUAGCUCUUAAGGUCCGUUACCGCGAACGUAUCACAAUUCUUCGAGGGAACCAUGAAAGCAGGCAAAUCACACAAGUUUAUGGCUUCUAUGAUGAAUGUUUAAGGAAAUACGGAAAUGCAAAUGUUUGGAAAUACUUUACAGACCUUUUUGAUUACCUGCCUCUAACUGCCUUGGUGGAUGGCCAGAUUUUUUGUCUACACGGUGGCCUCUCUCCAUCUAUAGAUACACUGGAUCACAUCAGAGCACUUGAUCGCUUGCAGGAAGUUCCCCAUGAGGGUCCAAUGUGUGACUUGCUAUGGUCAGAUCCAGAUGAUCGCGGUGGCUGGGGAAUUUCUCCUCGAGGUGCAGGUUACACAUUUGGACAGGAUAUUUCAGAAACCUUUAACCAUGCUAAUGGCCUUACGUUGGUUUCAAGAGCUCAUCAGUUGGUAAUGGAGGGGUACAACUGGUGCCAUGAUCGGAAUGUAGUAACAAUUUUCAGUGCUCCAAACUAUUGUUACCGCUGUGGCAACCAGGCUGCAAUUAUGGAACUUGAUGACACUCUAAAAUACUCCUUUUUGCAGUUCGACCCGGCACCGCGUAGAGGUGAACCGCAUGUUACUCGUCGCACCCCAGACUACUUCCUGUAAAGAGAUUUUAGACCUGUACAGUAUUGCCAUGAACCAUAUGUUGACCUAAAGGAAAUGGGAAGAGCAACAGUAACUCCAAAGUGUCAGAAAAUAUUUAACAUUCAAACUUUGUUUUCACAUGGACCAAAAGACGUGCCAUAUUCAGUACAAAGCCUCUUGUCAUCAACAACUGUGACCACUUUAGAAUGAACCAGUUCAUUGCAUGCUGAAGCAACAUUGUUGGUCAAGAAACCAGUUUCUGGCAUAGCGCUAUUUGUAGUUACUUUUGCUUUCUCUGAGAGACUGCAAAUAAUAAGAUGUAGACAUUAACACCUCGUGAAUACAUUUAACUUUCCAUUUAGCUAUAGCUUUAUUCAGCAUGACUGUAGAUAAGGGUAGCAGCAAACAAUCAUUGAAGCUUAAAGAACAUUUUUAAAAUAAGUACCAAGGCCUCAUAUUUGUUCUGAAACUGUUUGUUUGUUUUAUUUUCAGGGAAUACUGUUUAAUUUAAUUGUAUUGAUUUUUUUUUUUUGUCUGCACUCAGUUCCCUUUUCCACUCUGCCCUACCAUAUUGUCCCUUGUAAUUGUCCAAGGAUAGUGAAUUACUUUGAACAGAACUGUUUUUUUCUGUAAAACAAUGUUACUGCAGGACAGAGCUGCAGUGUUUUUCAUAAUAAACUUGUGAACUAAGUAUGGAAAAAUGUCAAAAUUCUAAUUGCAUCUCAGGUCAACUGUGGUUUAAUAAACUAACAUGUAGCUGGAUGGGUUUUAUAAACUUGCAUAGAAAUUUCACCUUAUAAAUAACUAAAACUGAGGUGAUUUGGAGUGUGCUGGAAAACUCUGACCUUCUGAAUCCUGUCCCAGGAAGGCACCUGGGCCUGUGUCUCACAGCUGAGAACAGCUUGCUGGUUACUCACAUGUUGCUCUUUCCCUCUUGGUGCUCUACUGAAAUACUCAGAAAUGGAAGAAUAUAAGUUCACUUAACUGAC
Molecule: messenger RNA, 2095 nt
Organism: Motacilla alba alba
Lineage: Eukaryota; Metazoa; Chordata; Aves; Passeriformes; Motacillidae
Gene: PPP2CA
Product: protein phosphatase 2 catalytic subunit alpha
Exons: 7
Coding region: 198-1127 (309 amino acids)
Biological process (GO): peptidyl-serine dephosphorylation; mitotic cell cycle
Cellular component (GO): cytosol
Molecular function (GO): protein serine/threonine phosphatase activity
Source: RefSeq, a predicted model, not a curated record